AUGGCUCCCUUCCACAUGCUGGAAGAAGUACCAACACCAAACCUGCAACACCUUUUCUCCUACUACAUUGACCCAACUGGUGGUUCUCUUUACCCUUCAGAUAUUGACACUUCUCUCUAUGAUCCUUCCAUUUCCCUUGCUCAUUCUAUCAUCUUUCCAACUUUUCAACAAGAUAAUCUACUCCCAUCUCCCAAACGCCAAAAGUGCUGCUGUGAGAGUGAAGUGCAAAAACUUACUACACAAACUGCCCUGCCAUCCAGUUACACAGAUGAAUUUGUUGUGCCUUAUGAUAAUUUCUACUCUUCACACAUUGAGGAACUCCCACAACAAAUAUCAGUUGGGUUUGCACAAUUUCAUAGUACCUGUGAGGAUCUUAAGUGUGUGAAAAAAGAAACGGAGAAAACAAUAUCUCCCCAAAGCUUAGCAGCACGAGAGAGGAGAAGAAAGAUCAGUGAGAAGACGCAGGAACUUGGAAAAUUGGUUCCUGGUGGACCAAAGAUGAACACAGCUGAAAUGCUUCAUGCAGCUGCAAAGUAUGUUAAGUACCUUCAAGCCCAAGUUAAUUUGCUUGAACUCACAAAAUCACUGGAAGAUAACGCAGAAACUCCUUCUGGAAUGCUGCACUCACUAGUUGUUUCCUCCUUUGUUCAAGAGAAGUUAUAUAGAGAGGAAAUGUGUUUUGUGGCAAAAGAAACUGUGAUAACUAUGACAAAUCAUGAAGAUGUUCAAUCAAGACCUACCAUACUUAGGGAUCUUAAACAGCUCAUUCGGACAAACAUUGCUAACAAAGAAAAGAAAGAAUAA
Vigna angularis (adzuki bean) is the source of this 804-nucleotide messenger RNA. RefSeq names its product transcription factor bHLH53. Gene Ontology annotation, molecular function: protein dimerization activity; DNA-binding transcription factor activity. Gene Ontology annotation, biological process: regulation of DNA-templated transcription. Bases 1 to 804 code for a protein of 267 amino acids. The transcript has 2 exons. NCBI's taxonomy places the organism in Eukaryota, Viridiplantae, Streptophyta, Magnoliopsida, Fabales, Fabaceae. The record is from RefSeq and is a predicted model, not a curated record.